GGUCCUUGGGACUUUAUUCACCCACCAAAACAACCCAAACUCCAAAACAUCUCAACAACACAAACUUCUCAAAGAGAGAGAGACGCACACAUCAGGAAAGGAGCUUGAAGCUUAAACCAAUGGCAUCAAUGGCAUAUUCAAUCAGCUACCAUUUCACCCACAAAAACAUCAUUCAACAACAAAACACCCAUCAUUUUAUAAACCCCUCUCUAAAACUCAGCAUCCUUUCUUGUCAACAAGAACAACAAAUAAAGCCUAAUGCCCCAAUUAAUCGAAGGGAAAUCAUACUAAGAAGCAGUGAAUUUUCUACACUUGCAGCAAUCUUCCAUUUCAGUGGAACAAAACCAGAAUAUUUGGGAGUGCAAAAGAAUCCACCUUCAUUAGCCUUAUGCCCUGCAACUAAAAAUUGUCUUUCCACUUCUGAAAACUCAUCUGACACUUCCCAUUAUGCCCCUCCUUGGAACUACAACCCUGAAGAAGGGAGGGGGAGCAAGAAACCUGUGAGUAGAGAAGUGGCAAUGCAGGAGCUUCUUGCAGUCAUUAAAUCAACAAGGCCGGAGAAAUUUACACCAAGGAUCACGGAGAAGAAAGACGAUUAUGUGCGUGCGGAAUAUGAAAGUCCCAUAAUGGGGUUUGUUGAUGAUGUUGAGUUCUGGUUUCCUCCGGGGAAGAAGUCAAUUGUGCAGUAUCGUUCUGCAUCUCGUUUAGGGAGUUUUGAUUUCGAUAUGAAUCGAAAAAGAAUCAAGGCAUUAAGGCAAGAGCUGGAGAAGAAAGGAUGGGGUUCAGAAAAUACUUACUAGCCAUAGUUCAUGAAGUCUUAAUGUAUGUGGGAGAAUCAGUUCUUCACUUAGUGAUUCGAUUCCAUUUCCCUUUACUAACAAUCACGAAGUAUUAAAGAUAAAAAUGCCCUAGUGGAUUCUAUCUGAUUUUUUCUGUCAAGUAACACUUCCAAACUGACUCUAAUAAAACCUGCUUCUUGGGUCCUUUCCAACCUGUAUUUGUUUUCUAAAAACUGAGUCCUCUGGAGAACUGCCUUGAUAGUAAAAUCAAAUGCAUCAUCUAUUGUUCCAA
This is a messenger RNA of Chenopodium quinoa (quinoa), 1071 nucleotides long. RefSeq lists its product as uncharacterized. Bases 120 to 800 code for a protein of 226 amino acids. The transcript is spliced from 6 exons. The record is from RefSeq and is a predicted model, not a curated record. NCBI's taxonomy places the organism in Eukaryota, Viridiplantae, Streptophyta, Magnoliopsida, Caryophyllales, Amaranthaceae.